GGUAGUGUUCGGUUUCGGAUGGUUCCUCAGAUCUCUGCUCUCAUUGGUGGAAGCAGUGCUACGUGGACAUCAGACAGAAACAGGUAGCCGCGUGUGUGACCGUUAUCGCUUCAGUUCGUUAAAGAAAACGGUCACCGUGGCUUCCAGCUCCGUCCUGAGACAAACAGUGUCUUAUUAGUGCUCUUCAUUAAGUUCAUGUCAUUGGCUGUCACUGACUUUCGCAGCAGUUGUAUACAAUUCCACUUCACGGGCCUGCACGGUGGUGUGGGUGAUUUAAGCAUGAAGUCUAAAGGAAAGUGCUCAAAGAGGAGUAAGCACUCAUGGGCUGAGCAGGAGCAUGCUGACCUGCAGCUGGACGUAGAGCCUGGCUCAAGUGAACAGGAGGGAUCUGAGGCCUCUCUGCCGCUGGGGGCAUCAUGGCGGGCAUCGGGCAUUGAAGGCCGUGCUAGAACGAGAAUGGGCACACGCCGUAGACGAAGCCAACACAGCAGCGCCAAGGAGCGUAACACACGUAGGCUGGAGAGCAAUGAGAGAGAGCGGCAGAGGAUGCACAAACUGAACAAUGCUUUUCAGGCACUACGGGAGGCCAUCCCACAUGUUCGAAUGGACAAAAAGCUCUCCAAGAUUGAGACUCUGACAUUGGCCAAGAACUACAUCAAAGCCUUGACUACCAUAAUCCUGGGCAUGUCCGGUGCCUGCCUGCCUCACGUUGAUGCCCAGGAGCACUCUGAGGAUGAGAGCCACAAGGAUCUUUCCAAGUACCUGGACCACAUCCGCAGCUUAAGCCACAGCAGCUAACACCAGCUCUGGCCACAGUUGUAUCCAGAUCACUGGAACACGUUAAUGAGACUGCACAGUUCACUGUGAAAGUGACAUAGUGUCUGAAGUGUUGGGGUCUAAGAUGGACUUACAGAAGACACAAAAUCCAACUUUGGUUUGAAAGAUUAUUUUUUGUUACAGUCUUCAAUGCAAAACCUCAUCCAUUCCCACUGUGCCAUAAUGAGUGAGAUAUUCCUGAGAAAUAACAUCAUUCACAGACUAAUUGGGGGGAAAAAAGGAAAACAACUGCAGAUUAGAGACUAUGUAAUGACACAUAGUGAACUCUAGCCUUUGUCUACAGUGAUCGACAUCUUGAGACAGUAAUGAAGAAAACUUUGAGU
Messenger RNA from Tachysurus vachellii, 1160 nucleotides. RefSeq names its product basic helix-loop-helix family, member a15 (gene bhlha15). Gene Ontology annotation, molecular function: protein dimerization activity. The coding region runs from base 196 to 798 and encodes 200 amino acids. The transcript is spliced from 2 exons. NCBI's taxonomy places the organism in Eukaryota, Metazoa, Chordata, Actinopteri, Siluriformes, Bagridae. The record is from RefSeq and is a predicted model, not a curated record.